This is a messenger RNA of Ricinus communis (castor bean), 1362 nucleotides long. RefSeq names its product glyoxylate/succinic semialdehyde reductase 1. The transcript has 8 exons. The record is from RefSeq and is a predicted model, not a curated record. Gene Ontology annotation, cellular component: cytosol. The coding region runs from base 246 to 1115 and encodes 289 amino acids. NCBI's taxonomy places the organism in Eukaryota, Viridiplantae, Streptophyta, Magnoliopsida, Malpighiales, Euphorbiaceae. Gene Ontology annotation, molecular function: NADP binding; 3-hydroxybutyrate dehydrogenase activity; NAD binding.
UGAGCCUCAAAAGAAUAAGAAAAAAGGAAAAAAAAAAAAAAACCUCUAAUUGGUUUUUCAAUAUUAUAUUCUCUUUACCUUACCUGUCCAGGAAAAGCUUAUUGGUAGGAAAAAAAAAUCAUUUAUUAGUUGUUGUUUAAUGGCUUAGUCCUAAUACAAUAUAGAGAGUGGUAUUAUUAGUAUUACAUACUGUGAAGGAGAUACAGAGGAGAGAGGAAUUUGAGUUUAGAGAGAGAGCAGCAAAAAUGGAGGUAGGAUUCUUGGGGUUAGGGAUAAUGGGGAAGGCCAUGGCCACUAAUUUGAUUAAGAGUGGAUUUAAGGUCACUGUUUGGAACAGAACACUUUCUAAGUGUAGUGAACUGGUAAAUUUAGGUGCUUCCAUUGGAGAAAGUCCUGCAGCUGUGGUCAAGAAAUGUAAGACUACCAUUGCUAUGAUCUCUGAUCCUGCUGCUGCUCUUUCGGUGGCUUUUGACAAAGAUGGAGUUCUUGAAGAAAUUUGCAGUGGAAAAGGUUAUAUUGACAUGUCAACUGUUUCUCCUGAGACUUCCAUAAAAAUCAGCUCGGCAAUUACAGCAAAGGGUGGUUCCUUUCUUGAAGCUCCUGUUUCAGGCAGCAAGCAGCCUGCUGAAGCUGGUCAACUAGUAAUCCUUGCUGCUGGGGACAAGGCAUUGUAUGAUGCAGCAAUCCCAGCUUUUGAUGUGAUGGGGAAAAAGUCUUUCUUCUUAGGGGAGGUUGGGAAUGGAGCAAAAAUGAAACUUGUGGUCAACAUGAUAAUGGGCAGUAUGAUGAAUGCAUUUUCUGAGGGACUGGUGCUGGCAGAAAAGAGUGGACUGGACCCUUAUGAUCUCCUUGGUGUUGUGGAUCUUGGCGGAAUUGCCAAUCCAAUGUUCAGGGGGAAAGGACCAGCCAUGCUUAAGGGAAACCACUCCACUUCGUUUCCUCUGAAACAUCAGCAGAAGGACAUGAGGUUGGCUCUCGCACUUGGGGAUGAAAAUGCUGUAUCAAUGCCAGUAGCAGCUGCAGCAAACGAGGCUUUCAAGAAGGCAAGGAGCAUGGGGUUAGGGGACCUUGACUUUUCAGCUGUUUAUGAGAUUGUGAAGAUGCGCAAGGACUAAUCUUGGUUACUGUAGGUAGAGUUGCAGAACACAAUGUUUCUUAAAACUUCACUGGUGUGGUUCUUGCACAACUAAAGAACAGUGUGAUGAGGUUGUGAAUAAUAUUUUAUCAGCAUUGGCUGUCCCCUGUGAUGUAGAACUAUUCUGCAUAUUUUAGUUCCUUUAGAACUGCAACUCUUUGGAAGUGAAAUUAUAAGGUCUGAUGAUCCAAAUAAUCAAAAACCUUUUUCGACUUUUUCCAACUUUA